Molecule: messenger RNA, 3800 nt
Organism: Erpetoichthys calabaricus (reedfish)
Lineage: Eukaryota; Metazoa; Chordata; Cladistia; Polypteriformes; Polypteridae
Product: A-kinase anchor protein 17B-like
Exons: 5
Coding region: 262-2907 (881 amino acids)
Molecular function (GO): RNA binding
Source: RefSeq, a predicted model, not a curated record
GUAAAAAUGAAAACACUUUGUACUUUUUUUUCAACGUUUUGACCACAAUCUCACAGACGAAGUCAAAAGGUGACACCUGUCACCGUGGUCUCGAGCCCGGCAACAUUGGCAGGAAGGGAAGGCGGAGUCGCUGCGUCUGCGCUGACAUCUCGCCAGCAACCCGGUAGUAUGCGCCGCCGACCAGCGAUGUAAAGCGAGCUGUGUGGCUGCUGAAGAUUUGGCUGAAAUCAAACGGUAGAAGAAGUCAGAACAUUGGUGAAUAUGCUGCGAAGAGAUGGUGAUAAAAUGCUUGCUACAAUUGUUCACAACACGUCAGAAGCACUGGAUCUGUGUCCAAUCCAUUGUCUUUACCUGACGCCCAUUGCCAAACUGGCAAUUACAGUGAUGCUUCCAGAGCUAAAGGAGCCCGGCAAGGUGUGCUCAAACUGGGAGGUGAUGGCCAAACUCAAGCAGGUGGUGCAGCCGUACCAGUUCAGUGCUCUGCGAGUGGCCAAGAGCAGCAUACAGUUUAUUCACUUUGAAGGAGAACUCGAAACCAAGAGCCUGGUUUACAUCUUACAGAGCAGACUUCAUGGCAAGACCAUUGCUGUGCCAGGCUUCUCUGAACCAUUGAAAGUCCAGGCCAAAGAAUCUUUUGUGGACUUCCCUUCCCAGCCAGAAUGGGAGGCCUUCUUUAGAGCUCCUGAAAGCAUAAUAGACACAGUUCAUGUGGAAGGACUUCCAUGUAAGUGGUUUGCUUGCAAAGUGUCCAACAGUGAGAAGCCUUCUGAAGAAAUUGUCCAAGAAGUGUUUGAAAAGUUUGGAACCAUUCGAAAGAUGGAUAUUCCUAUGCUGGAUAUGUACCGGGAGGAGAUGUACAGUCGCAACUCCCUUAACAGCUUUGGAGGGCUUCACACAUUUGACGUCUACAUUCAGUAUGAAACGGAAGAGGAUCUUUUCCGGGCAAUGAAAUCACUGCGAGGAAUGAAACUUAUGUUAAAAGACGAUGAUGGGAAGGCUUUGGCAUGCAGCCUAAAGGUAACAUUUGACACAACAAACCACUUGAGCGACGCUGCUGUUGAGAGACGACAGCAGGAGAAGCAACAGCUCAAAAACCUGGAGGACCAGAGGCAGCAGGAGAAGCUCAGAGAAAAAGAGGAGGAAGAGGCCGAAAGUAAAAGAAAGGCAGCUCAGCACCUUCUUAGAAGGCAAAGAAAACAGAAGAAAAGAGAGCAGAGGCUAAAACAGCAACAGGAUAACCAUCAUGUUGAAAAUGUGAAAUGUGAAGAUACGGAAGAACCUGACGUGACACAGGACAGUAGGUGGGAAGAGCGGAAGUUUGUACUGGCUCUGAGACGACUACAGUCCAUAAAGCUUCUUGCUGUGCUGUUUGAAAACAUUCAGAAAUCUAUAAACAAGCUUCCCAAGUCAGGAGAAAUGCCAAAAGAAAAAAUGGAAGAAAAGGAAGAAGAAGCCCAACAGGUUCCAGAAGAGCCCAGAAAACUGUCUCCCAGUGAUAAUGACGACAGGACUAAUGCUGAUGGAGAUUUGUCAAGUAUACCACACCAGUCGUCGGUUGCUCUUGUUAAGAGUGCCACUCGCAAUUAUGAGAGCGAUAGCCUAAAGGUAACAAUCAAGCAAAACCACGAAGAUCGAGACAUAGCCCAGUCGUUCAAACGUUACAUGGGCAUGCGUGUUCAAAUGAGCUACGUCCCCCCACAAAGCAAUUUGAACAGAUCAGGUAAACGAGAGAAGAUUUACGAAUCUGAAGAGUUCCUGAACUAUUUGUUAAAUUAUUACUCUUGUCCCAGCUAUGCUCGCCUUUGCCACAGCCUUCCAGCACCUAAGGAGCAGACUGAAGGUUGGCAGAGAAUGGUAUGCAGCAAUGGAAAAAACUUCCAGAUUAGCUUACGGAACACAGAUGGGAAUGUUAGCACCAAAGCUGGUAUCUACCAAAAUGGAGGUCACGUAGCCUUCAGGAAGGAAGACCAGCACAUGUGGAAAUUUACUUUGAAAAGGGUGGAAACCAACUCUUUUGAUUUGGACAAUGAUGGGAUAAUCAUGGGAAACAACAGAGAUGUUUCUGAACAGUGCAAAAAAGCAAGGACUUUCAAAGACAUGGAGGAGAUUCAGCAGUCAGAUUUAGCAUAUGGCAAGAAAAGAGCUUGCACACCGGAGGCUUUAAUGUCAGUACACUCGGAGAAAAUAAAAACCAGCUCAACUGACGAGGUCAAGGCAAACAUUGGUGUCAGAAACGACUGGGAAAAUAUAAAUAUUUCAGGUAAGAUAAGGAAAAAAAAAGGAUCACAAAGACAUUCAAAACAAAGUAAGGAGCAGAAUGACAAAGUCAGAGACAAUUGGCAUGAAGAAGAUGGUGACGUCUUCCCAGCAGGCGAGAGCUUCUCGGUAAAACCACCUCUACAGGCAAAACGAGAGAAGGUUUUGAAAAAGAAAAAGAAAAUGCAUUCCUUCAAUGAAGCGGGGAUGGACCAACUGUGUCCAAAAAUCAAGAAAACAAAAAGCAAAAAAAUGGAACAUCCAUGCAAAGAAAAGGAUGUGGAAAAGAAAGAAAGAAAGAAACGCAAGAACUCACGACAUGACAAAAACGAGCCCAAGCACAAGAAGAGAAGGGCAGACAAGUCGAGGUCUACAACGAAAGGCAAAAGGACGCUGGAUCAACGCACAGAACUUUACCACAAUCCCAAGUAUCUGUGGGAUGAAUCGGCAAAUGGUCAGAACUACUUUCAGAGUUUUGGGUCUUUUAAUUAUUAUCAUGAGGAAAUGAGACAGUGGCUGCCAACAAACUGUAAGGAGCCUAGUGACGAGAACAGAGCGUGUGCAAAAAGCAGGUUUACGCUGAAACAUGCCACCCAUCAGCCUGGGAAAGCACCUCUGGGCAGAAGAACCUCUAAUAAAAUUUCAAAGUGAGGAGGAACUCGAUCCAAAGGAAGAAUGUUCUGGAAAGGAAAGAUUAAUAUCACCACAGAAAGUGAAACCCUGAGGUUUCAUUCAUUUUUUGAGCUCAUUAAUCAGUCUGUUGAAAUUAAAUAAAAAUGAGCGUUGAAGCUUACUUGGUUUUGUGAUGUUGGUCUUCAGGUGUCACUCCUGCGUUCCUGCUGUUGGGUUUGGCUUCACACUCCAAAAUGAAGCAGGGAUCCAAAAAUGAAACGUAAACUUCAACCAUGUCUUUCAGGUACAUUCAAUCAGUGCACGAGUUCUGAACUGUUCUUGCUCCUUCUGCCAAGUUAAAACUGAACAGAUAUAAAGAUUAUGGAGAGCAUCUCGUCGUCAGUCAGAUUUCAACCCUUUUCCAGCAUUAACGGAACCGGUUUGUAUUUUGGUCUGGUCAUUUGAACAGAUUGUGCCACAUUUAUAGAAAAAGAAAGGUGUCCAUAAUCAGGAAUGGGGUGGCCUGUGACACUGGAGGAGUAGGAUGAACGAUGGCUGGCUGGCAUUCAGCUGCUUUUUUUUUUACCUGUGAUGUCCCACUACAUUGCAUUGGUGUUGGUGACAAAUGUGAAAAAAUGUCAUGACAUCGGAAAUCGUUGAAUUGGUCACAACGCCACAUAUGUUUUCACUCACUUUCUAUCCACUCGUCCUCGUGAGGGGUGUCACUGCGUUGGCCUAUCCAGGUCAGCCUGUCCCCAGCAAUGGGGUCCGACUCCCCCAGGAAUCUCUAGUCCAGGUGAGGGCAGGAAUCUCCGCAGAGUGUCCCGAGUCUGCCUUUAACAUGUUGUUAACUUGAAGUGCCUUUUUAUAAGAGAGAAAAGAGUUUUGUACAGUUUUCUUUAAAAUAUUGAAAUAAGUAUUUAUAAAUAUGA